AUGGCGGCCAACGCGUGGGGCGGCCAAACGACGACGGAUUUGAGGGGAAAGGAAAGGGGAACGGGGAGAGGAGCUCACAUCGAGCAUGUAGGUGAGCAAAGCGGGCUCGGGGAGGCUCCGGUGAGGCCGAAUCGAAGACGGCGAGCGGCGGGGCAGAGGUUGAAGGCGAGCUCGACAUGGGGACGGCUCCACGGCUUCCCUCCGGUGGUGUGGGCGAUGAAGACGAAGAUGCCGGGCGUCCUGGACGUGAUGGCGCAGCACGGGGUGAGAUACCCCACCACAGCCCAAACCCUAGCUCACAUCACACCCACCGCCAUCUUCCCCCAUCGCACCCCUCCUCCGGAUCUCCUCGCCGCCGCCGCCACCUCCCGAUCCAAUCUCUCCCCGCCGCCUCCCGAUCCUUCCGCCGCCGCUCCGUCCUCCCCUUCCUUCCGCCCUCCAUCUCUCCCCUCGCCUCCGCCACCCGACGGCCAUGGCGCGCCUCUUCCUCAUCCCAGAUCAGAUCCAGCGCCCCCAACCGCAUCCAUCCGUCAGAGGCGCUGGAGGCGCACUGUGCGGUUCUACUGGGCGGCGACCCGACGGCGUCCGGCGCAUCACGCGCCGAACCAUCUGUGCGGUUCUACUGGGCGGCGACCCGACGGCGUCCGGCGCGCUGCUCACCCGUCGGCCUCCAACGCCGACCAGGCGGCCGCUGAGUCCACCACGCCCACCCAGCCGCAGCCGGAAGAGCAGGAGGACGGGAUGAGCUCCGGGACGGGGAAUGUGGUGUGCGUCACCGGCGCGUCGGUCUACAUCGUGUCCUGGCUCGUCAAGUUCCUCCUCCAGUGUGGCUACACCAUCCGCGCCACCGUCAGGUACACUAGUACGGAGGGCGAGCUGGAGGAGCUUGAGAAGGGUGUGGAGCCUGCGUGGGAGCGCUUGGUCCACCCGCUCGAGCGCAUCGUCGACAGGCUGAACGUCGUUGACCACAUCAAGGCCGUCAAGGACUCGCCCGACCUCUGUGCCGCCGUCAAGGAUCUCCAGAUGGUGGCCUCUAUUCAUGUUUUGUUGUGAGCUCCAGGAUGAAGAAAUUGGAAGAAGCAAUGCAUGCUGGAUUUAGGCAUGCAUGCAUGCUCUAGUAUCCUGUGAUGCUCCUGAUUAUGAUUUAAUCGUACACUAAUCAUGCACGCAAAUGUGUACGAUCAAGAUCAGGGACUCACGAGAAUAUAUCACAAUACAACUAUGCAACAUAAAUAAGUCAUACAAGCAUCAUAAUACAAACCAGGGGCCUCGAGGGCUCGAAUACAAGUGUUCGAUCA
Messenger RNA from Aegilops tauschii subsp. strangulata, 1298 nucleotides. RefSeq lists its product as uncharacterized. The record is from RefSeq and is a predicted model, not a curated record. Lineage: Eukaryota; Viridiplantae; Streptophyta; Magnoliopsida; Poales; Poaceae.